This is a messenger RNA of Coregonus clupeaformis (lake whitefish), 2409 nucleotides long. RefSeq lists its product as uncharacterized. The coding region runs from base 247 to 1542 and encodes 431 amino acids. Lineage: Eukaryota; Metazoa; Chordata; Actinopteri; Salmoniformes; Salmonidae. The transcript has 8 exons. The record is from RefSeq and is a predicted model, not a curated record.
GAAGGAGAGAGGGGGAAGCUUAGAGUAAAAGAUGAGAGACAGAGAGAAGAAGAGCAGGAUAAAGAAGAAGCAGAGUUCCCAAUCCAAUUCAUCACUCUUAAACCUGACCAACCUCCCAAGCCAGAGCCUCCUUCUCCCUCCACUACCGUCCCCAUCAUAGAACCCAUACCGAAGGAAGAGAAGCAGCCUCACAUCGAGGUGGUCUACGACGACUUCUCUGUCAAAGAGGAGAAGCCUCUUAUCAAGAUGGUCUAUGAUGAUUUCUCCGUCAAGCCCCGGAGGUGGGGGUCUCAGGCCAGGUUACUCGCCGACCGUGCCCAGGUCGAGUCACCCUCCCCUGGGACAGAGGAGCCUGGGUCAUUGGGCCCCUCGGAAAACGACCUCCAGAGAACCGUUGUUGACACCCAGGAGCCAUCCCAAGAGAGUCCAGUCAGCGUCGAACCUCACCCAGCCGAGAGGGACCUAGAGGGGGGAGUCCCCACCCCAAAGGAUGGGACAGAGAAUGAGCAGGAGAAGGAAAAGAAGGAGGAAGAGAAGUAUAAGGAGGAGGGCACCAGCGUGGACACGGAGGAGGACCAGUUGAGGUGUUGUGUAGGGGCAGGAGAGGGACGUGACACAGAGGCUCUGAUUGGUGGAGAGCCAGACAAGCAGUAUGGGGGCUGUGACACGAGACUGUCUGAGGAUGACUGUCCGCAGAUGACAGAGGACCAGAUCUCGCCUGUCAUCACACCAGAUGAGCCUGACAGUACGUCUCCACUAGAAGAAACAGAGGACAAGGUAUUGCCUGUCAUCACACCAGAUGAGCCUGACAGUACGUCUCCACUAGAAGAAACAGAGGACCAGGUCUUGCCUGUCAUCACACCAGAUGAGCCUGACAGUACGUCUCCACUAGAAGAAACAGAGGACCAGGUCUUGCCUGUCAUCACACCAGAUGAGCCUGACAGUACGUCUCCACUAGAAGAAACAGAGGACCCAUUACCCUUUCCUGAUAUCUCCGCCCCUCUAUUGGACACCAGUGUUCUGCGUGCGAGGGCAGAGCUGAGGAAGAGUCGACGAACCCGCCCCCCUCGAACUGUCCGUCAGAGCUCUACCACAGUAAUGCUUGAGGAAGACCCAGUCCACGACUGGAGGUUCUAUGACUCCUCAGAUAAGGUGGACUCGCUGACACGGGGGGAUUGUGAGUCUGAUGAGGAGCAGCCCAGAGGGAGGGAGGUUUGUUCACCACCUUCCCAGCCCCAGAGAAUAGCCCUCUUCUCUGGAAUGGACCCAUCUGCCCUCAAGGCCCAACUGAAGAAGCGAAGAGGUGGAGGAGGUGGUGGAGCCGGUGGAGGUGAAGGAGUAGACACAGACCGUCAGACGGACAGACUUGCCCCGUCCCCCUCUCAGCUCUCCCGCUCUCCCAGACGUUCCUCCUUCCUCCCCGGGGCAUCACGAGUGCUGCCCCCUGUAGGGAACAAAGGUGGAGGGGGGGACACGUCUCCUUCAUGGCUGCGAGAACUCAAGUCUAAGAAGCGCUCGAGUCAAUACAACAGUGAGGCCUAGCUGAGCAGGGCAGGGAGAUACCAUUGACAUGGAGAUCAUCCAACUGCUACUGCAGUUAUUGCUGCUGACAAACACCCCUGUGACAAACACAGCUGUGGGCUGGACUCCAAUCAUGUGCCUUUUCAGAAACUCACUUUUUUUAUGGAUGAAGAUACUUCCCUGCAUUGUGACUAUCCUUUUCCACGUUUCUAUUUGUCAAAGGAACUAUGAGCAUGUAGACACUUUAUUUGCAACACACACACACACACACAAACAAAGAUGAUUCAAGGAGUCGACUCAAAAUGCCUUUUUCUGUUAAUUUGCAACAUUUUGACAAGUGCCUCUUAUCCCAGGCCACUAUAUUUUCUAGACUGUUUCUCUCCAUCCAUCCAUACUUGCAUUCCACAUUCGCUUGACAUAAUUACCAUGUGUGUUUAGGUCAUGUACACAAAUAUCCACAAUACCGCGAUGUUCACAGACAUACUUGAAUUGUACAUGUUUUGCCACCUAGCCAUGAACUCUCCUUCUUUCUCAAUUAAUCUCUUGUUUUGAACUAACCCGUCUGUUUCUCUGCUCUGUUAUGUUAUGCACUCACGCGCUGCUCGGAUGAGCUGCUCUUGAUAAAAGCAUCUGCUAGAUAAAUCGAUAUUAUCACUACUCUAUCCAAACAGGAAAAGGGGAGGAGGAUGUCUGUCUGGAGGUUUUUGAAUAACUUCCUUAAAACCUUUACUGAAUGUCUCAAGACUUUUUAAAUCAGGGGUUGGAGCAAAAUUAUUUUCCAAUCGUUUCGUUCUUAAUAGAACCAUAAUUGUUUUCGUUCUGUUCCACUGUUCCGACCAACAAAAUAAAGUUCUGAACCGGUUCAAACCCCAUAAAAGUACCAGUUUA